Messenger RNA from Coccidioides immitis RS, 339 nucleotides. RefSeq lists its product as uncharacterized. The transcript has 2 exons. The coding region runs from base 1 to 339 and encodes 112 amino acids. The record is from RefSeq and is a predicted model, not a curated record. NCBI's taxonomy places the organism in Eukaryota, Fungi, Ascomycota, Eurotiomycetes, Onygenales, Onygenaceae.
AUGAUGGGCCUUUGUUCCCGGUGGUACAAGGCUUUUUCCUUCGAGUUUUUCCAGGAGCGCUACGGUCCAGCGCUGGCAUCGCUGCAUCGAUACGGCCUGUGCUGCCGCCUUCACUUUGUUCACGAAGAGAUUGCGGACCGACAAAGACUGGCAGUGCUUGCAUGGAUCAUGCAAAACAGCCCCGCAGAGAAAUUAAGACCUUUCCGUCUUACCACAACGCAAGAAAUUCAUCAGGAAGACAAAGAGUUUGUGCUGAAGAUCAUGAAGCUCGAUCCCAGAGACCGACCAACUGCCGGCCAGCUCCUGGAAGAUAGAUGGUUCCAUCAACUCAAUUACUGA